Molecule: messenger RNA, 4394 nt
Organism: Choloepus didactylus (southern two-toed sloth)
Lineage: Eukaryota; Metazoa; Chordata; Mammalia; Pilosa; Megalonychidae
Gene: UNC119B
Product: unc-119 lipid binding chaperone B
Exons: 5
Coding region: 34-789 (251 amino acids)
Biological process (GO): butyrate catabolic process; fatty acid beta-oxidation using acyl-CoA dehydrogenase; nervous system development
Cellular component (GO): cilium; mitochondrion
Molecular function (GO): lipid binding; flavin adenine dinucleotide binding
Source: RefSeq, a predicted model, not a curated record
UGUGGAGGCGGCGGCCAUCUUGGCGGCGGAGCGAUGAACGGGUCGAACCCGAAGGCUGCGGCCGCGGGGUCCGCCGCUGGGCCCGGGGCGCUGGUGGCUGGCAAGGAGGAGAAGAAGAAGGCGGGCGGCGGCGUCCUGAACCGGCUCAAGGCGCGGCGGCAGGCGCCCCAUCACGCGACCGAUGACGGCAGCGGGACAGCGGUCACGGAGCAGGAGCUGCUGGCGCUGGACACCAUCCGGCCGGAGCACGUCCUGCGCCUCAGCCGGGUCACCGAGAACUAUUUAUGUAAACCUGAAGACAACAUCUACAGUAUUGAUUUCACACGCUUCAAAAUUCGAGAUUUGGAGACAGGGACAGUGCUUUUUGAGAUUGCCAAACCCUGUGUUGCAGACCAGGAGGAGGAGGAGGAGGAGGAAGGUGGAGACGUAGAUAUCAGUGCGGGGCGUUUUGUCCGCUAUCAGUUCACACCAGCCUUUCUCCGCCUCCGGACAGUCGGGGCUACAGUGGAGUUCACAGUGGGAGACAAACCUGUGUCAAACUUCCGGAUGAUCGAACGGCACUAUUUCCGGGAACGCUUGCUGAAAAACUUUGACUUUGAUUUUGGCUUCUGCAUUCCCAGCAGUAGGAACACUUGUGAACAUAUCUACGAGUUUCCCCAGCUUUCUGAGGAUGUCAUUCGUCUGAUGAUUGAAAAUCCGUAUGAGACCCGCUCUGACAGCUUCUACUUUGUAGACAACAAGCUGAUAAUGCACAACAAGGCUGAUUAUGCCUAUAAUGGAGGCCAGUAACUGUUGCAGGAGUGUACGGGGGAGGUGCUUUGCUGCAGCUACAAAGUCCUGGCACAGGAGGUGACCGAAGCUGCUGUUUGUCAACACACAUCUGGAACCUGGCCCCAGGGAGCCAAAGCUGCCCAGGGGUGGCAGUUGUCUGUGUUCCAAGGGAGGUGCCAAGCAGUGCUGUGUUUUCUUCCCCAGUAUUUUUUGUUCCCCUUUUUCCCCUGCCCCUUAGGUCGCAGAGGUACUGUAGUAAAGUAAAAGAUUAGGAUAAGACCCCUGGAAUCCAGAUAAAAAAGCAAGCUUAUUUCCACAUAGGUAUAGCUGUCUACUGCUUGUACCGAUGAGCCUCAGUCUCUGCAGGCAUAGCUGUGCUCAGAGAGAAGGCCGUGGGAAGCUGACAGAUAGGCCUCUCUCCAGGCAACUCCUCUCCUCACUGCUGGCAUUGCCAUCAGCACAGUCUGUCCUCAGCUGGUGCACAGUCCUAAACCCAUAGCAGAAACAGGAGAGCAGGGGAGGGGUGGUGCCAGGACGUUGAGGUUUUAUCCCAGGGAGAAGCAAUGCUGCCGAAAUGAGAGAUCCAUUUGUGGCGUGGCCUGAUUAUCUGUCUGACUUCUGGGCUCCUCCUCAGCCAGGCCUCCUGGGACUGGAUCAGGGGUUCAGCCUGGUAAUGCCUUCCUGUUCUCAUUUUGGAGGGAAGAUGAGCUUGCUCUGCUUCAUCUGGCUCCUCACAUUUGAGUAUCUCCUGAUACAGAAUGUGUCAGUUUUGCUCAUGGACCAAUAGUAUCAUUUGAGGCCAGAGCAGGCCUUGUUUGCUUUUUUUUUAUUUUAAUUCCAGACUUCUCUUUGGAGGUUUUCUAAGUGGUCAGUAGUGUUCCCAGCAUGUGUGAUGUGUAUGGUCAGACUCCUGGAUAGUAUUACUCAGGCUCCAGGUGCCCGUCUGGCUCAUGGUGAGGCAGAGCAGUGAGGGCCCAGAGCUCCUCUAAGGGAAGGAUUUUAUUUUCUCUACACAGCAUAGCCUGGAGGAUUGGCUUUUGAUGGGGAUUUGCCCCUGAAACUCUUUGUAUGUUUCUUAUUUAGGAAGGUUCUCCUAUCUUGUCUUUCUACUGAAGUAAUUUCUGGAACCAUCCUGGAGGUCAGACCUGCGUAUUGCAUAUUUUGAUCCUCCAGACUGCUAGUUGGAAUUGUUUUAUGUGUGGAGGAAGGGUGAAAUAGGCUGAGGUGGCCAUCAGUGAAAAGUGUUCUCAAAAAGCCACCUUGCACAGCCUGUGAGCUACUUUUGUCCUCAGACCUGUAAUGGAUAGACUCUCCCUGCUUAGCUCUCUUUGAUUGUCUUUGUGGGUGGCUUUAGGUGCUCAGCCAAUACUCUAUGAUCCUCUGAUAAGUGAGCUGCUAUGGCUAGGGUCUGUUUCGCAUUGAUAGGAAUCAGUAGAAAGGACCCUGGUGUGUGGUAAUCACUGCAAGGUGUCACAGUGAUUAUGACAGGACAGCUGUGUUCCAAGAUGCUUAGAAGAAAGGCCACAUUUGGCUAGAGGAAGAAGGGCCAGCACUUUGCCACAAAAGCUCCUGUGCAUUCACUGACCAGUGUUCGAUGUUUGGAUUCUAGAGUGUGGGUGGCCUUGAACCUUGCCCUAGUGCUUUGUGCUAGGUCUGGACUAUGCCAUAUAGGCUAGCAGCUUUCUCGUUGAGAAAGUGCUAGAUUACUCCUGUGUCCUGGCACUGGAUCCAACCACGGAGGGAGGGGAAAGACCAUGCACCCUGCAGAAUGGGCUGCUGGGUGAAUCUCAGAACUGGAAUCAACCACAAAUCCAGGUGCCUUAAGUGUGGCUCUGUCCCAUAUGCUGCUGGGGAAAGCUGCGUAGCCAUCAUUCCCUCCUCAUUUGUGGACAGACAUUAGCACUGUCUCCUAACCUGUUUCUCACUGUGGGAUUUGUUUGUUCCUAUCAGGCUUCAGAACGAUCCCUCCUCUCCCUAACAGAAACCCAAUCUGGAGAGGUUCUACUAUUUGAUAGAGAAGUAUUAUCUAGGAUGUGGUUUUGGGAGCAGCCCGGAGCUCUCCUCCAUAGAGCAUGCGUUGGAAAUGUGUCCCAGGGCAGACUGGAUCUCAUAUAUUAGUAGAUUGUCUCUUCUAUCUGCAGUGUUAGCUCUUGCUAGGAAGAGGAAGGAGGAGAAUGGAGGAGGCAGGCACUCUGGCUUGAAUAGUGCUGCUGUAUCCUCUUUCCUGGUAGCUUGCCUUAGUCUCACUGGAGACCACUUUGAGGCCAAGUACCCAAUCUGUGCCCAGCAGGACUGGUGUCUGGGACUCUGGAUUCCUGUGUCUGGCUACUCAGGAACUCUUGAGAAGCACUGCCACUCUGGUAUGUUACCAGAAUGAGUUUGAAAUUAAAGUUUUUGUACCUGAAUUGUGAAGAGAAUUGGAAAUCAUACUUUCUCUGAACCAGUCAGAGGUUGCUUCAGGAGGCCAUGGUUUUAAGGAAUCUGGACUCUUGAUAGCAGUAAAAAAACUACCUGCAUGGGAAGCCCAUGCCCUCUGUUAAGAGCUGACACCUGAGAGGCAGUUCCUGUAGGGAGCACAUGCCAGCAGCCCGGCAGGCCCACCUGGUGCAGCGGGGCCCUGCUGACUGCCCCCCUCCACGUCCGUCUUGCUCUUGUCUCUCUGCCUUUGCAUCUCCCAGAAGAGAGCCUCUCUUUUCCUAUAGAGCCUUUGGGCUAUGAUGCCCUUCUAGCUUCUCCAAAGAAGAUCCUGCUUUACUUCAUUAUAUGUUCUAAAGGGUAAGCAGAGGAAACAACUGAAAGGAGUUCUGGGCUAAAGGAGGUUGACUUCUCCUUAUGUGUUAGCUCAUAGCUGUCUUGCAGAGAAAGUAGUUUUCAGGAGCAUGCACCUCCUGAAGACAUCAACAUGAUUCCCAGUUCAUGUUGGCAAUGAUUUGCGGGUAUUUGGGGCUAACCACAGACUGGUGAUUCUUGACAUGGGAGUGACUGGGAAAUCUUCAGCUUACUCUUUUGUCAGUUGAGGCAGAACUCAUUUCUGGAAAGGAUUUAAUAGUUUGUGUCUGAUGUACAGACAGGGUGAGUCCUGCCUUUGUGUGUCCAGCCACCCCUAAUAGGCACCCAGGGUACUCUUUUUUCUCUGUAAUGUCACUUUCUUCCCCAUGACAUCAUUAGGGUUUGGGGAUGGGGACUGUCUUAAAAUUCACAGCACAGACUCCUUGCCAAUGCAUGAGGAUUCCUUGAUACAGAGGUGCCUGCUGUACUUAGCCUGUAAGCCUAAUUGUUGAACUCUUAUCUGUCACCCUCAUGCUACUUGCAUUCCAUGUCACAGAACAUCUCAGCCAUAAGAAGGAUCUAGUGGAAGUGGAUCUACCCCUUGUUUUAUAAAAGAUCAUGUGAAGUCAUUGAAGUUGUGAAAUUCUAUUUUUUUUUUCUUGUAAAUCUAUUUUUCACAGAAUAGAAGAGACAUCAGUGACCUGAUCUGUCUUUUCCUGCUCUUUCCCACUUCACCCCAGAUUCCCAUUCCAGUUUGUAUUGUCUUUAUGUCCAAAGUCCACUGGGUGACUUAUUUGUAUAAAAUGUUAUUUUGCCACAAGAGACAGUAAUAAAAGAAUGAUUUUCACAAGGUG